CCCUCAUUUAUAAUGGAAAGUUCCAGUUCAAUUGACCCAGAAGAGUUGAAGACUGUUCAACUUUUGGGAAAAGGUGUAUUGGAACUUUAUGAACCGCCUCUAACCACUAUCAAUACCCACUUAAAAGAAUUAACGGAGAAACAAGAAGCAGUUCUAAAUAUGCUCACAACAGAACGUCGCAAGCUUGAAGAUGUGCAGAAUGAUGCCACACUGGAUGCUUUGUUAGCUGAUAUUGCCACAAAUAAAGAGAAGCUUGCAUCAAUUUCUAACACAAUGAUGAGCUUACAUAAGAGAGUGCAGUCUUUACAGACAAGAGCAGCGAACAUAGAAAAAUCAGCAAAAAAUAGAGUGGCAAGUCCGAGUCCUAGUAGAACAUCAACAAGUUAGUAAUGACAUUCACAACACUGUGUAAUUUUAUAACUUAUAUAGUUUAUUAGCAAUGCAAUUGAGUAAAACUUAUAUGCCUGUAAAAGUGGUAUAAAAAAUUUUUGUUUGACUUUCAGUAUAAUGACUCUAUAAAUAUAAUUUAUUUAUAUUAUUGUGAGAAUAACUUUUUCGGCA
Messenger RNA from Chilo suppressalis (striped riceborer), 561 nucleotides. Lineage: Eukaryota; Metazoa; Arthropoda; Insecta; Lepidoptera; Crambidae. The record is from the annotation of a GenBank genome assembly.